AAAAAAAACUCCGCAACGGAUCGAGUGAAUAAAACAAUAAUAAAUAUAACCCUUAAUGUUGUUGUGCAGUGAGUUAAUUAAUUAAAUACAAUAAAAAGUGCAUAUUUUAAGGAGCUGCAACGUAUUCUACAGUAAUUAAUAUAAAAAUGCUAUGUUUUGAAAAUUUCGUGAAUUAUGCUUGAUUUUAUGCUGAGCAAAUUUAAAAAUAGUUGAUCUGUAUGAUCCCAAAACGGUUCGGUUAUGGAGCUCUAAAAAAAUUAAACAACUUACAAAUCCCAAUUAAAUUCCAAUAAUUAAGUGAAAAACAAAAUGUGGAUUAAAUCAUACUACCUAUACUACUAUGCCAUAAUUGGAAUAUCUUGGAUUACGAGUGCCGCAAAUGGAGCGAUACUAGACUCCAGAUGUUAUCUAGAAGGCGGCGGAUCAGCGGAAAGUUUUUUGGCCACUGAGGAUCUAACUGUGGGCUCCAUAAUUGGCAAACUUCGUAUUAAUGGCGAUCCCAAUGCGGAGACUGGGGACAUCAACUUAUCGUUGAGAGAGAAGAAUGCACCUGUUGAGAUUGUGGCGGGCACCAAGGAUUUGGCUCUCUCUGUUGAGCUGGACAAGGAGGGUCUGCGAGGUCCCUCAUCCAUCUAUGUGAAUGUCAUAUGCGUGCGAAGACGUUCGACAGAUCCGAGCUUCGUCAUCCCCGUCAAUGUGCGCGUCACGGAUGUCAAUGAUAAUGCACCGCAAUGGAUUGGCACACCCUACACUUUGACGCUGUCUGAGGUAACGGUGCCCGGUACACGCAUACUGCAAGGCGCUCGCGCUGAAGAUGCCGAUCAGCCCGGACCAUUUUCCACAGUGGAGUACCAAGUGCUGCCCGGUCCCUAUGCGCAGCUGGUGCAGUUCCUCAAUCCCUUAGAGGGCACACUGGUGCUGAAAAAAGCGCUCGACUACGAGCAGCUGCAGAACUUUACGGUGAAGCUGCGUGCCCAGGAUCAGGGCACACCGCCACGACAUUCGGACACGCUGCUGCGUGUGGUCAUCACAGAUGCCGACGACCAGAAUCCCAAGUUCCUGCGUGAAUCCUAUAGCGCCGAGCUGCCAGCCGAUGGUCGCGCCGGCGAGCUGCGUAUGCGUCCCGAGCCGCUCAAGGCCGUCGACCAGGACGAAGGCAUUUGUGCGCCCAUUCAGUACACUAUAGUGCAAUCCCAGGACGCCAAAUACUUUCGAGUGCAUCCUCACAACGGCGUCAUAACUCUGCUGACGCCCAUUGGCUAUGCGGACUUGACACACGGCGCCACUUUGGUUGUGAAGGCCACACAAAUCGAUAAUCCCGAUCGUUAUGCGUUGACCACUGUGCAGUUAACACGCCCUGGCACCCACAGUGAUCUCAGCAGUCUCACCUUUGUUCAGAAGCGUUUUGUGAUGCGUAUACGCGAGGAUACAGCAGUGGGCAAUAGGAUUCUGGCGCUGCCCACCAAUAAACCCGGCAAGCAUCUCAAGUACACCAUUGCGGAUCCCAUAAAUUCACAGUUCUUUAGCGUGGGCUCGCUGGGCGAACUGGUGCUGGCGAAGCCUCUGGACUACGAGAAGAUGACGAAGCACGAGUUCCAGGUGAUUGCUAGUGAUGGACUGACGAACAGCACCUCGGCUGAGGUCACGCUAGAGGUGAUCGAUGUGAACGACUGGGAGCCGCGUUUCCGAGAGACUCACUACGAGUUCAUGGUGCCCAAGAGCCAGUCGCUCCAAUCCCGUGCCGACUCCUUUGAGGGCGUGCUGAUUGGCAAAGUGGAGGCCGCUGAUGGCGAUCGCAAUGACAAGUUGGAGCUGUCGCUGCGUGGCCAGCAUGCGGGUCUCUUUGAGAUCGAUGCCACAGGCAACAUAUAUAUGCGACCCGAGCAGCUGCAAAGCCUCAACGAGUCCACUGUCCAUCUGAUUGCCAUUGCCACGGACUCCGGAGUGCCGCCGCGUAGCACGUCGGUGCCCGUGAGCGUCACAAUGGAGGGUCUGACGCUGGCACAGUCCAGCUGGAACAACAGCAUGCUGGGCAUGUUUGGCAUGAUUGUGGGCCUGUUCCUGCUGAUAAUCAUGGCGCUAAGCUGCUACAUUGUGCGCUCCAAGAAGCAGCGCAAGGGCAGCUCUGGCGGUCUUAGCCUGGGACGCAAUCGUGUCCACAGUCAGGCACACAGCAGUGUCUCAUCGGCGAAUCUGGUGACUCACGAGAAGCUGGCCGGCAAUGCCAAUGGUGCUAGCGUAACCAGCGGCGGCGUUUCUGUGCUGCACAUGAAGCAUGCGGCUGGCAAUAACAUGACACUUACUAAUCCCAUCAAUAAUGGGUUGCAUCAUGUGGGCAGCGGAGCCAGUAGCAGCAUGGCGCUUGGCAAUGCCGUCAAUUUACUGGAGCGUGAGCGAGAACGGGAACGUGAACGACAGCGGGAAAGCUAUGCGGCAACGGUGCGCAUCUUUCUACCAGGCAUCGUUUCGCGCGCCUCGGCCAACGGUCAGCUCUACGAGGAGGAUGAAAUCGAGCACGAUUCUCUCUCACAGCACGAUCAACAGCAGACGACGCCGGAGAACAACAAUCGCAAAACGGUCACUGCUGGCGUCGGAGGCGUGACAACCAUCUCGACAACGUCCAAUGGCAAUGCAGUGGGGGCUGCAUCCAAUCUGCUCAGCGCUUCCGAUACGAUGGGCUCCUCCGAAAACAAUCUAACUGUCUACUUCUAGGACAGCCAAGGAAUGUUCGUCUUUAAUUUUUGUAAAUAUUGCUGGAUCGUCAGCUAAGGUGCCGUCGAAACUCGCUACAGCGAACUGCUAGCGUAGAAGCGUUCGUUGUGGAGAGGUUCGACUGUAAUAGGUCUAAGUCAUGAGUCGUGUUUAGGUUAUAGGCCCACUGUACAUGUAGUAGACCAAAUAUAGCAUUGUAAACAUCCAGCACCCGUAGAUAUAAGAAAGCGAAUUCCAUUGUACAAUUUUGCUUCCCACUUUUUACGAUACUUUAACGACAAGCUUAAGAAUAAACUCUAUUGAGCAAUA
Messenger RNA from Drosophila nasuta, 3021 nucleotides. It is a transcript of the gene Cad96Cb, whose product is annotated as protocadherin Fat 4-like Cad96Ca. The transcript is spliced from 6 exons. The record is from RefSeq and is a predicted model, not a curated record. Gene Ontology annotation, cellular component: adherens junction; plasma membrane; catenin complex. The coding region runs from base 310 to 2712 and encodes 800 amino acids. Lineage: Eukaryota; Metazoa; Arthropoda; Insecta; Diptera; Drosophilidae. Gene Ontology annotation, molecular function: calcium ion binding; cadherin binding; beta-catenin binding. Gene Ontology annotation, biological process: cell-cell junction assembly; multicellular organism development; cell-cell adhesion mediated by cadherin.